This is a messenger RNA of Dacryopinax primogenitus, 1157 nucleotides long. Its product is annotated as Smc hinge domain-containing protein. The transcript has 3 exons. Gene Ontology annotation, molecular function: protein binding; ATP binding. Gene Ontology annotation, cellular component: chromosome. The annotation marks the transcript as partial. Lineage: Eukaryota; Fungi; Basidiomycota; Dacrymycetes; Dacrymycetales; Dacrymycetaceae. The record is from RefSeq and is a predicted model, not a curated record. Gene Ontology annotation, biological process: chromosome organization.
GAUCUCGCUUCACUGUCAUCCUUUGAUCAGCAAGGCGCAGCUAAGCAGAAGAUGCUUCAAACCGAGCUUAAAGGGAAGGAGGCAAAAAUGAAAGAAAGCGAGAAGGAAGGUGUGGAGGGAAGAAAGGUACUGGAGAAGAUGACUAAAGAAGUGGACAAGCUCAAGAGAGAAGUGGAGAACGAGAACUGGGGCGAAGAACGCGAGAAAGAGCUCGAUGAACGCAGGCGAACAUGUCGUGCUCGCAUCGCUGAACUUACAGAACAGCGAGACGCCUUGCGGUCAAAGCUUUCUGCGCUCGAGUUCAGCUAUACACCGCCAUCAAGCAACUUCGACACCAGCAAGGUACAUGGUCUGGUAGCGAAGCUGGUCGAUCUUCCUGCUUCAUCCCAUGCGUCAUCAACUGCCCUGGAAAUCGCUGCGGGAGGCAAGUUAUAUAAUGUUGUGGUGGAGAACGAGAAAGUUGGCAGUGACCUGUUGCAGAAGGGGCAAUUGAAGAAACGCGUAACCAUCAUCCCGCUCAACAAGAUUAACCAGCCAAAGGUCCCAACAGAAAAACUAAAUGCCGCGAACCAGAUUGCACCGGGGAAAGUCAAUGUUGCUCUUUCUCUUGUCGGCUUCGAACAUGAAGUGAAGGCAGCAAUGUCCUACGUAUUCGGCGAUACCUUGAUCUGUUCGGACUCCGCAUCAGCCCAGGCAGUCACGUUCUCGCCUCAAGUUGGAAUGAAGUCGGUCACGCUCGACGGUGAUGUAUAUGACCCUUCUGGUACACUAUCUGGGGGCUCCAAGCCGAGCGGUAGCGGCAUAUUGAUCAAAGUGAUGGAGCUGAAAGAAUGUGAGGCCGAGCUGGAGGAGGCUCAACGAGAAGGAGCUCAGGUGAAGAAUGAGUGGGAACAGACUAGGGAAAAAGCAAAGAGGUGGGAGGAGAGGCGACGGGAGCUCGAGAUCAAGAGUCAUGAGAUGACUUUGAUGGAGGAGCGUGUCUCUGGCGGUAACGCUGCUAUCCUCAAGCAAAAUAUAGAUGACAUCAAGCAAUCCCUGAAAGAAAUCGAGGACAGCUUAAAAGUGUCCAAAGCGAAGCAGAAGGAAGCCGAAGCUGAGAUCUCCAAGAUCGAAAAGGAUAUGGAGGAGUUCAAAGGCAACAAAGAGGGCAAGAUUAG